UUAAUCACGCUCUAAGAACCACAGAAAAAGGAGCUAUCCUAGAGAUACGUAGUGCUUCAUCCAACGUACCCUUUCUCUUUUUCUCCUUUGUCAUCUUAUUAUAUAAUCCCACUCCCCGCAUGUUUUUAAAAUAUAUACACAUAACUUACAUAGUACACAAAGUCACAUAUCGAUCAAACUCUAUUAGCGAUGGGCACGCCGUCUUCGUUGGGCGAGAUCAGAAAGGCACAGAGAGCAGAUGGCCCUGCAGGUAUCUUGGCGAUAGGCACGGCCAACCCUGCGAACCAUGUGAUCCAAGCGGAGUAUCCCGAUUACUACUUCCGCAUCACCAACAGCGAACACAUGAUCGACCUUAAGGAGAAGUUCAAGCGCAUGUGCGACAAAUCGGGGAUAAGGAAACGGCACAUGCACCUGACGGAAGAGUUUCUGAAGGAUAAUCCAAACAUGUGCGCCUACAUGGCUCCUUCUCUCGACGUUCGACAGGACGUAGUGGUGGUUGAAGUCCCUAAGCUAGGCAAAGAGGCGGCAGAGAAGGCCAUCAAAGAAUGGGGUCAGCCCAAGUCCAGGAUUACUCACCUUGUCUUCUGCACUACCUCAGGAGUUGACAUGCCUGGUGCCGACUACCAGCUCACCAAGCUCCUUGGUCUUUGUCCUUCUGUCAAGCGUCUCAUGAUGUACCAGCAAGGUUGCUUCGCCGGGGCCACUGUCCUCCGUCUCGCCAAGGACCUCGCCGAGAACAACCGUGGCGCACGUGUUCUCGUCGUCUGCUCCGAGAUCAUUGCCCUCUUCUUCCGUGGCCCCUCUGACACCCACCUUGAUUCCCUCCUCGGACAGGCCCUCUUCAGUGACGGCGCCGCCGCACUCGUUGUCGGUUCGGACCCGGAUAUCUCUGUGGGAGAGAAACCAAUCUUUGAGAUGGUGUCUGCCGCGCAGACCAUCCUCCCAGACUCGGACGGCGCUAUAAAUUUACAGUUGAGGGAAGCGGGACUCACCUUCCAUCUCCUGAAGCACGUCCCUAGGCUCAUCUCGAAGAACAUUGAAAAGAGUCUACACGAGGCGUUUAAACCGCUGGGGAUAAGCGACUGGAACUCCCUCUUCUGGAUAGCCCAUCCUGGUGGUCGAGCGAUUUUUGAUGAGGUUGAGAAAAAGCUAGGACUCAAGGCAGAGAAGAUGAGGGCCACACGUCACGUGUUGAGCGAGUACGGAAACAUGACGAGCGCGUGCGUCCUCUUCAUAUUGGACGAGAUGAGGAGGAAGUCCGCCGAAGAUGGUGUGGCCACGACAGGAGAAGGGUUGGAGUGGGGUGUCUUGUUUGGUUUCGGACCAGGUCUCACUGUUGAGACAGUAGUCUUGCACAGCGUUCCUCUUUGAACAGUAGGCUCCCUUCUUACCUACUAUAAUCAUUUGUGCCUCAUUGACGUCCAGAAGCAAAGCAUAGAGACCACUGGCCACGUAAAAGAGUGUUUAUAAACACAUGCAUCUUUGUGGAUCCGGGGAUCCGGUCAAAUGAUCGCCAAGCCGAAGAUAAUCCCACUAAUUGAUCUGAGAACAUGUUCA
Messenger RNA from Brassica oleracea var. oleracea, 1557 nucleotides. RefSeq names its product chalcone synthase 3-like. Bases 190 to 1371 code for a protein of 393 amino acids. NCBI's taxonomy places the organism in Eukaryota, Viridiplantae, Streptophyta, Magnoliopsida, Brassicales, Brassicaceae. The record is from RefSeq and is a predicted model, not a curated record. Gene Ontology annotation, molecular function: acyltransferase activity, transferring groups other than amino-acyl groups. Gene Ontology annotation, biological process: polyketide biosynthetic process. The transcript is spliced from 3 exons.